This is a messenger RNA of Rotaria sp. Silwood1, 1285 nucleotides long. Lineage: Eukaryota; Metazoa; Rotifera; Eurotatoria; Philodinida; Philodinidae. The record is from the annotation of a GenBank genome assembly.
ACUGUAUUCUUCAAGGAAGCUCAUUUUCCGGAAUCACUCCAACUAUGGCAAUUAAUUAGUUAUUUAGAACGAGACAUAAUCACCAAAGAACAUAUUUGGCCAAAUUAAUUAUGGAUCAAUGAGCCGGAUCGAAUUGAAUGUGUCGUACUGAUACAUUCUCCUUUUUGUUAUCCAGCAAAUGAUGCUCUGUUGGAUGAAAAGAAUGAAAGAGGUGAACGACAUGUGAUAUUCUUUUGUGAAAACAAACAUAAUCAAUUACUCACCAACAUACUUGAGUUAUGUAUUCCGUGGUCAGAAAUAGAAACAAUUAUAUUUGGUGGUAUUGCUCAUCGAUUCUCAAUGACUGUUGAAAAUCUGGUACGCGUGAAAAAUUUCAGCCACAUAAAUAUUGAUUCUUAUUUUCAAAUGAAAAUUGAUAAGACAACGUUGGAAGAGAAGAAAAAGCAAAUUAUGCAAAGUUCUUCAUCAAGUACGUACCUAUUGUUUUUCUCAUCGGAAAAAUAGAACUCAUAUGUCAGAUGAAUCAUUUAUAAAUGUAGCGAUUACACGAGAGAAUAUAUUAGCUACUUAAUAAUGAAAAAUCAUAAAAGACGACAUUUCGCAUCAAAAUUAGCAUAAGUUCAAGUGAUAUUUAUGAAUCUUUUAAGAAGCCUCAAGUUUAAUAUUUUAUUUAAUUAGAAUAAUUUUUUUCUCAUUUUACUAAAAUGAACAUCUAACCAUUUUCGUUUUCUCAAUUGUGAAAUUUGGAGAAUUUUCUUCACUCCAUAACCGAUAGUGAAUCUCCUCAUGUAUCACGACAGUUCUCGUAACAAUAAAUGUUAAAUUCAGGUUGCAUGUACUUAGAUAUUAUCAUACAACGUUUGUCGAAAAUCGAUGCACCAUUAGUCAACGAUUCGUGCAGAUACAAAUCGGCAUUUUCACUGGGUCGUACUUUAUAUCAAAUUGAGCAUUUACCAUCGUUCGGUACGUGUGAUAUGAUCGCAUAGAAGAAACUAUAUGUGUUCUCUAUAUUUUUUUCAAAGGUGCAUAUCGUGAUGGACAGUUAGUGAGCUGGUGCUUAACACAAUUCAGCGGAUAUUUUGGAAUGAUGUUUACAUUAUCUGAAGUUCGUCGACUUGGUAUUGCCAGUUUAGUGAAUGCAUCUUUGGCUUCGGAAUUAUUUAAAUUUCAAGAACACGUGUUCUGCUAUGUCUUAUUUGGAAAUAAGGCAUCAUAUAAGAUGCUAGAAAAAUUAGGCUAUCGUCAAACAUGUAUCAUUGAUUGGCUUACAGUAACAUCGAAAUAA